CACAUUAGAAAAUGAAACAUAACAGACUUAAGAGAACUGAAUUAGGUAAACUUGACAGAACUGAAACCAAAAUCCCCCCCCCCCGGGAAUCUUGUACUUUUUGAAGAAGUGGUUUUAUGAGUGUGUUUAUGUCUUAAGCUUCAAAUGAUGCAGUAUUUAAUACAGUGUAUGGUGAGACUCUGAAUAUAUACUGAGCAGUGGAUGCUAUACUGGAGAGACAAAAUGAUUGCUGCAUCUCUUUUCAUCUGCAUCUUUUGGACUGAUGUGAUGGGUGCAGCACAGGUGAUUCACAAGUCUGUUCAGAUAAUCACAGCUGGAAGAAAUGUGACUUUGCACUGUCAGCUGGCUGGAAUACAUGAUGUUGUUCAGAUCACUUGGCAGAAGGAGCAUGAAAAAACCAAGACUAAUGUAGCAACAUACAGUAAGGCCCAUGGGUCUCAAGUGCUGGGUGAAUAUAAAAAUAAUGUGCACCUUUUCCAAAGCGGGCUGCAAGUUUCUGCCAUCACCUUCCAUGCUGCUACAUUUCAGGAUGAAGGCUGCUACAACUGCAUCUUCAACACAUUUCCUUUAGGAUCCAUCACAGGCAAAACAUGUCUUAGAGUUUAUGCUCUAACAGAUGUGAAAGUGAACGUGAGGCACAUAAUUGAUCCACACAAUACAGGAAGCAAAGCGCUAGAAAUCAACUGCUCAGCUACUGGGAAACCAGAUCCGGUUGUCACCUGGAAGGAUGCCAAACAUGUUUCAGCCAAGCCAAAGGAAUAUGUCAUCCAGCACCCAAAUGAGACGGUGACUGUUGUCAGCAGUUUCACUCAUGUAUCAUCCAAGGAUGUCUAUGAAUCUCCAAUAAUCUGCGUUAUUCAACACCCAUCUUUAACUACUGCACAAGAAUUGAUUUUGCCUGAGCUUGGAGCAGAGGAAAAUCCAAACAUAGAUCAAGAGACUAUAGUCAAAGCCAGUAUCUGUGUAUUGGUGUCUGCAUUUCUUCUGGUGUUACUGGUUUACAGCUGGAAGAGAUUGAGUUCAAUGCAUAAAAAACAAGGCCUUCCAUGUUGGGUUCAUCUUUCAAGAAGCAACAGUUCUGGAUUUGCUUCUUCCUGCAAGUCCUGGAAGUGUAAUUCAUGGAAGACAGUCUUGCAUUCAACAGAAAUUCCCAGUGAUAUCUCUUCUCAAAGGAAACCUUCCAGACACAUGAAAGAUCUUUUAGACCAUUUUUAAAAUGUGCACUCUUAAUAUUGGCAUAGAAGCAAUGGAUUUAUUCCCUGUUUUCUUUAUAAAGUACACUGCUAUUCAGCAGUUCAGGUAAAUUGUACAGGAACAUUCAGUCAUUGUUAUUUAUUUGAAAAGUGUCUUUAUAUGUCAGAAUAGUUUGUAUUUAUUUGUUGUACCUUUUUAUUUUUAUAGAAAUUGACAGAAACAAAAUUUCCCCUCUUAUUUUACUUUAUAUGUUUUUAAAACUGUUGUUAAUUAUGCCUGGGAUUUUUCAACACCCAGGCAACUUAGGAAAGUACUUUGCUUGUGAUGGAGCAAUUCCACACCCCUCUCCCCACCAGCCGCUUGAACGGUGCUACUCUGGAGAAUAUCAGGUUUUAGAGGACUUUACAAACUAUGGGGUGAGAAUUGGAUAUUCUGUAUCUUUAUGCACCAUAGCUGACAGCCAAUGUGGUGUAAUGGACAAAGUGUGAGACUAAGCCUCAGAAGACCUAGAUUUGAAUCCCUAUUCAGCCUUGCACACCCAUUUGGGAAAGAUGGGGUGGUGGUGGCACUGGUAGACAGCUCCUUGAACAUUUCACAUGCCUCAGAGGAACUUGGAAAUGGCCACAUUGAAACAAUAACAAUAUACAAGAGAAAAAUUUCCAUAAAACUAAAAACCGGGCCUUCUCAGCAGUGGACCGUGGUCUCUGGAACAACUUACCAUUAGGGAUCCACCCCCUUGCUGAGAGCCUUCAAGAGCAAACUAAAGACCUGGCUCUACAAACAGGCCUUCCCAAUAGCCAUUACUUAGCUUUACCUCUUCUUUUUCCUUUUUUCCCAUCUUGGACUCUUGUAGUAAAAUUGGACCUCAU
Molecule: messenger RNA, 2063 nt
Organism: Pogona vitticeps (central bearded dragon)
Lineage: Eukaryota; Metazoa; Chordata; Lepidosauria; Squamata; Agamidae
Product: OX-2 membrane glycoprotein
Biological process (GO): heterotypic cell-cell adhesion; negative regulation of neuroinflammatory response
Cellular component (GO): cell surface; axon; neuronal cell body
Molecular function (GO): cell-cell adhesion mediator activity
Source: RefSeq, a predicted model, not a curated record